GAGUUUGAAAAUAAUGGCACGAUUCAAUGGCGUAGCGUGUACACAUGGUGCGCACUAGAAUUGCCAGUGUGCGACUCGGUGUAUUAGCGAAAGCAUUUAGUACUGUUUCAAGUUAUUUAUUUAAAAUGGGUCCUUUGGAGAAUGCCAAGAAAAUCGCAGCCUACAGAGCGGUUGACGAAUACGUAAAGGAUAACAGCGUCAUUGGAAUUGGUAGUGGGUCUACCGUGAUAUACGCUAUCCACAGACUGGCUGAACGUGUUAAAGAAGAAAAUCUUAAUGUUAUUUGUGUUCCAACCUCGUUUCAGGCUCGCCAACUCAUACUAAAUAAUUGCCUCACAUUGGGUGAUUUAGAAACCUAUACAAAGUUGGAUUGUGCAAUUGAUGGAGCAGAUGAAGUUGACUGCGAUAUGAAUCUCAUAAAAGGUGGAGGAGGAUGUUUACUUCAAGAGAAGAUUGUUGCAUCCUGUACUGAUCAGCUUGUUAUAGUAGCUGAUUACACGAAGAAUUCUCAGAAGCUUGGGGAACAGUAUAAAAAAGGCAUUCCAAUCGAAGUAGUUCCUAUGGCAUACACUGCCAUUCAAAGACGAAUCGAAGAUAAUUAUGGUGGACAUGCACAAAUGAGAAUGGCUUUAGCAAAAGCUGGUCCAGUUGUAACGGACAAUGGCAAUUUCAUCCUGGACUGGCAUUUUCCAGAAGAUUUAACCAACUGGAACGAGAUUAAUAUAGCUAUUUCAAUGAUGCCUGGAGUCGUUGAAACAGGUCUCUUCAUAAAAAUGGCGAAGAAGGUAUUCUUUGGGAUGCCCGAUGGUAGUGUUAAAGAGCAGCUUUAAAGUGUUUCAGUAACACUAACGUGAAUGUUGGGAAUAUUUAUGAUAUGUAAUUGUUGACUCAAAUCUAGUUUACUUAUAUGUGACCAGAGGGUUGUUCUCAAGCCUUUUCUAAAGCGAUCAUGCAUUCUCAUGUUCAUCAAUCAUCGAUUACUCAUUUUUCUUUAUUAUAUAUUUUUAUACAUAUCACAACGUUGUGUUAUACAGACUGAAUCUACUCUGUACUUGUGUUUUAUCUAUUUAUACAUUGAUUUACAAAAUGGAAACGGAAUACUUGAUGUACUUAACGCUUACAUAUACUAUCAAGAUUUCCGUCUUAACUAAAUAAGACUACUUUAAGCGUGCUACAAGGGGUGCUCAAGUAAUUAGACGCAAUCGUGUAAAAAUAGAAUAAGUAUGUAACAUCAAACGAAGCCAAAUAGAUAUUAAAACGAAUUUUUACAUACUAUGCGAACUCUCUACCUAAUCACUGGACUCACGAACCGCCUUAGAACGUUCCAUUUGCCUUUUUAUCUUAUCGUGAUUCUGCUAUUUU
Nomia melanderi (Alkali bee) is the source of this 1362-nucleotide messenger RNA. RefSeq names its product Ribose-5-phosphate isomerase (gene Rpi). Gene Ontology annotation, biological process: pentose-phosphate shunt, non-oxidative branch; D-ribose metabolic process. Gene Ontology annotation, molecular function: ribose-5-phosphate isomerase activity. The record is from RefSeq and is a predicted model, not a curated record. Lineage: Eukaryota; Metazoa; Arthropoda; Insecta; Hymenoptera; Halictidae. Gene Ontology annotation, cellular component: cytoplasm.